AUGGGGAGCGCCACCAAGAUCAUGAGGACGGCGCUCCACGCCUUCUUCUCGCACUACCACCCGGCGGCCUCCGCGGCAGCGCUCCUCGCGCUCCCCUUCUCCGCCGCCGCGCUCCUCUCCCGCUCGCCCGCUGCAUCCCUCCUCCCGGCGCUCUCCCUCAGCCUCCGCCGUGUCCUCGUCGCCGCGGGCUUCCCGCCGGCCUCCCAGCUCCUCUUCCUCCUCAACCACAAGCUGUCGCAGUCCGUCUUCUCCUUCCUCGCCACCCUGCCCUUCUCCCUCUCCUUCCUGCUCCUCGCCAAGGCCUGCGCCGUGCGCGCCAUGCAGGCGCCCCCGCCGCCGCGGAAGCAGCGCCACCACGAGCUGUCAGCGCUUCCCGCGUCGUGCUGCCGCUACCCGGCGAUGGCGCGGACGCAGCUCGCCAACUUCGCGGCGCUCCUGCUCGCCAACGCGGCCGUGUUCGCCGCGCUGCUCGCGGCCUUCAAUGCCGCGGAGGCGCUGCGGCUGGGCUCCGACGGCAGGGCCGUGCUGGCGCUCUCGGCCGUCGGCGUCAUCGUCUACUCCGUCGCGCUCGCCAACGCCGCCGCGGUCUGCAACCUCGCCACCGUCGUCGCGGCCGCCGAGGGCCGGGGCGGCUGCCACGCGUUCCUCAAGGCGCUGCUGCUCGUCCGGGGCGACGCCGCCACCGCCGUCGCCGUGGCGCUGCCGGCCAGCCUCGCCACCACCGCCGUGGAGGGGCUGUUCCAGCUCAGAGUCAUGAAGCUGUACAUGAUCGACGGCAGGAUAAGCUCGGCCAUGGUUUGCGAAGGGCUCCUCAUCGCCUACAUUCACUCCAUGAUCUGUGUUCUUGACACUGUCAUCACAUACAUGGUCUACCAGACCUGCAAGGCCACACAUUAUUCUCGUGAUCUGUUGGAGUUGGAAGAGAAAGGGGAUUUCAUUGCCUGA
Molecule: messenger RNA, 945 nt
Organism: Triticum turgidum subsp. durum (durum wheat)
Lineage: Eukaryota; Viridiplantae; Streptophyta; Magnoliopsida; Poales; Poaceae
Source: the annotation of a GenBank genome assembly